GGCCCCGCGUAUCUCGAACCCCGAACCGCUUGGAAAGGACCUCGGAGACUACGGGCAGGUGCUACUUCCUUUCUGGGCGUCGAGAAUCUCAGCCCCGGUAUACACGCCAAUUCAUGGCAACUACUUGCAACUUCUUUUCCCCGUGAGCUUCUCCAGGACCAUCAGCCGCCAAGCUCGCGUCGUCGCCAUCUCCCAACCCUCACUCCCUUUGCCGACCCACUUGACUCCUACCAGCUCCAUGAGCUCGGCAUCGCUACGCAGUCCGCCGCUUCCAUCUUGAUUCCCCGUCCGCCAGCGGGUUUCUCUCCGCGGUGCAGCACCCGCGGCACCUCAAUUUACUGUUUCCCCGUGGCCGUUGCGCGCCACCAACCGACGAGAAUAUGGGGACUACGUACGAAGUUUCGCACCUCCGCUCAUGCGAGAACUAUUUUCUCCAUCCUCCCUCCUCCUACGUACCAUCAAUGCCGCAACCAGACCGGCGGCGGUCGGUCUUGAACGAGCGGCCAGUACCAAACGAACAGCUCUUUGACCCGGUUUCGCGAUGCUCCGCGUCUCUGCCGAACCCCUCCGAAAGUUCCAAAACCGCAACCUCCUACCGACGCCCCGUGCCGCCAACCGCUCUGGCUGCGACAGGCCCCUCGUCGACGACGGUGUCGGAACAUUCGCAACGGCAAAGCAGCUCGCAAAAACCUAAACAACCAACACCCAUCCCUGCCCAUUCCCCGUCGCAGAGUCCCGCGAGCUCUAAGAUGACGCAGCACAGCAUGAGCAUUCCGGAGCGGAUAAGCGCAAGAGGGGGGAGCAUAUCUGAUUUCAUGGCCGAGAUAGCUGCGCUCUUUUGGUUUGAGUCGACGAAGCUGCUGGAGAGGCUGGAAACGACCAAGAAGCUCGUUCCCGGCGUGCAAGUCCAGCCGCUCGCGCCGGCCGCCGUCGCAAGCCAACAUUUCAAGAAAUGGGUCUCAUCAGUCUUGACAACGACGCAGGUCACGCAGAAUGUCGUGAUCUUGGCACUGCUCUAUAUCCACCGGUUAAAGAAGGCGAAUCCCACGGUCAAGGGUCGUCCGGGGAGCGAGUACCGACUGCUGACAGUGGCUUUGAUGCUGGGCAACAAGUUUCUGGACGACAACACCUACACGAACAAGACGUGGGCGGAUGUGUCGGGCAUCUCGGUCAACGAAAUUCACGUCAUGGAGGUCGAGUUCCUGAGCAACAUGCGCUAUAGCCUGUUGGUCUCGGCUGAGGAGUGGGAACAGUGGCUCGAUAAGCUGGCCAGGUUUUGGUCAUACGUCGAACUGGCGCAGCAGGCACAGUCUUCCGCGCCCUCGCCACUCAUGAUCCCGUCGCCGACGCACCGGGCCUAUGCCUCGCCGCUGCACUCCCCGACCGUACCCUUGACCCCGGGCCUUCAGUCAACGACACAUUCGUCCAGUUUCCAAUCGCCCAACUUAGGCCCUGCGGCCAACGCGAGCCAGAAUUGGAUAACGUCGCAUGGCGGUAGCAACGCGAAUUCACCCUUGGCAUUGAAGCCUCAGCCGUCCCUGCACCGGAAGCGCAGCUUUCCCGAAGAGAACCAGGCCGAGCAUCCGGCCAAGCGGGCGAGUCUGUUACCGGCCGUACAGGGAAAUGCCUCCUCGCAGGCACCCUUGCAAUAUUCGUCGAACGGCCUGCAGGCCCAGGUCGGCCUUGCUGGUGCGGGGAGCGUUGCUCCUGUGCAAUCUCGUCCUGUGCCUGCCCCGCUGCCUGACCACGGUCGACAGCAUGUGCCUAGCUUGACACUGAACACGGCCCAGGCCACCGCGGACGUGACUGUCACGCAGCCUCAGACCUACACCUCAUCGGCGUACACACUUCAGCAGCCUCCUCUGUCACUGCCACCUCUCGCUUCGGGUGCUCGCGCUAUGUCGAUAGUGUUCUCAGCCACGACGUAUCCGCCAUCGCAACCUGUUCCGGCAAGCGGCGGAGCCGUAACGCCAACAACGAGCUUCCCGCCGAUGAGCUACAACACCCCUACGAAGCGACUGUCGCCUCAGAAUACGCUAGCUGCCUACCCCGGCUCUUCUCCGCUUGUCAUGGGCAACGGUACCACCAGCGGCCUGCACACGCCCAUCUCCCACUCGCCCUCCAUCUACCUUCAACAGCGCAACAGUCCGUACAAGCCCGUUCGACACGUCAACACGUUGCUGUACCCACCGCCGUCGGCCUUCCUGCAACAGUACCAGCUGCCGAACCCAGUGCUUCCGAACCAGAUGCACUACCAGCCGCUCGGGAAGCGCAACGAGUACCGCACAGGCAUCGUCCCAGAGUUUCUUGACAGCGCACACCGGGUAGCUGGUUACCACCAGCCCCCGGUCCCGCAGAUGCUACCGAACCUUCCUGCGCACUCUCAACAGUCGCGGGCGCAGUAUCAACUGACGCCUGCUGCACGAGCCGGGCCUUCCUAUCCGGGACAGUACUAAGCGGUUGGCCGCAUUUGCCAAUGCGGCGUUGUUUUGGUCUUCUUGAGCCCAAGAGCUCAGUUUUGUACUAUUAUCAGGUGUUUACCUUUUUUUUUUUGUUUUUCGCGAUGAUACAUUUGCAUAGUCGGCGUUACGGU
Thermothelomyces thermophilus ATCC 42464 is the source of this 2593-nucleotide messenger RNA. RefSeq lists its product as uncharacterized. The transcript has a single exon. Gene Ontology annotation, molecular function: cyclin-dependent protein serine/threonine kinase regulator activity; protein kinase binding. Bases 462 to 2456 code for a protein of 664 amino acids. Gene Ontology annotation, biological process: regulation of cyclin-dependent protein serine/threonine kinase activity. Gene Ontology annotation, cellular component: cyclin-dependent protein kinase holoenzyme complex; nucleus. NCBI's taxonomy places the organism in Eukaryota, Fungi, Ascomycota, Sordariomycetes, Sordariales, Chaetomiaceae. The record is from RefSeq and is a predicted model, not a curated record.